This is a messenger RNA of Toxorhynchites rutilus septentrionalis, 6035 nucleotides long. RefSeq lists its product as uncharacterized. Lineage: Eukaryota; Metazoa; Arthropoda; Insecta; Diptera; Culicidae. Gene Ontology annotation, biological process: DNA integration. The transcript is spliced from 2 exons. Gene Ontology annotation, molecular function: nucleic acid binding. The coding region runs from base 35 to 3217 and encodes 1060 amino acids. The record is from RefSeq and is a predicted model, not a curated record.
GGCGCUUAGAAGAUGGCAGUGUCUGGAACGUAGGAUGACCAGAGAACCUGAACUAGGCGCUGCACUCAGAGCAAAAAUGGAAGAUUAUUUGCGUAAAGGAUAUGCGCGGAAGAUGACGACCGAUGAAUUGAGGCUACCAUAUGAACGCAUUUGGUACUUACCAAUAUUUCCGGUGUUCAAUCCAAAUAAGCCGGGGAAACUGAGAAUCGUUUGGGAUGCUGCUGCUGCUGUGAACGGCGUUUCGUUGAACUCAGUGCUAAUGACCGGUCCAGAUCAGCUAACAGAACUCCCAGCAGUACUCUACAAGUUCCGCCAAUAUCCGGUGGCCAUAGGAGGAGACGUUCGUGAAAUGUUUCACCAGUUACGAAUGAAUGAGAUGGAUCAACAUUGUCACCGAUUUUAUUUCAGCAUGGAUGAGAAUCAAAAGGAACCCGACGUAUACAUUUUGCUCGUUAUGUCUUUUGGAGCGACUUGCUCACCGAGCCUUGCCCAAUUCGUUAAAAACGAAAACGCGGAACGCUUUCGGCGUCGCUUUCCAACCGCAGUGGACGCAAUCAUAAAAUCACAUUACGUUGACGAUAUGUACACGAGUGUCCCCACCAAAAAGGAAGCAAUCGUUCUAGCCAAGCAAGUCAAGGAAAUUCAUUCUCACGGUGGGUUUGAGAUGACCAACUGGGUUUCUAAUUCGCCAGAUGUACUUGAAGCUCUGGACGCAUCAGAGGUUCCUGAAAAGAAUUUAGACACGACGAUCGAAGUUGCCAAUGAAAAGGUACUCGGGAUGUGGUGGUCGACGGAAUCAGAUGUUUUUACCUACAAACUAUUCCUGCAACGCAACAAGGAUAUCCUUUCUGGAACGCGACGCCCUACUAAAAGGGAACUUUUGAGAACCAUGAUGAGUGUCUAUGACCCUCUCGGUCUCAUCGCACACUAUUUGAUGUUUUUGAAGAUGCUUUUGCAGGAGGUCUGGCGAUCCGGAGUCGGUUGGGACGAUUGUAUUGCUGAACGUGAAUGGGAGAAAUGGAAUAUCUGGCUGCAGUUUCUGCCCUCGCUUGAAAAUUUACGGAUUCCCCGCUGUUACCGUCUGAAGACAUCGAUAAACUCCUCCGUUCAACUCCACACUUUCGUGGAUGCUAGCGAGAACGGAUAUGCCGCUGUAUGUUAUUUCCGGUUUGAAGAGGAUGGCCGAGUCGAAUGCACGCUGAUUGGGGCAAAAAGUCGUGUCGCACCACUUAAAUUUGUAUCUAUACCGCGUUUGGAAUUACAGGCAGGUAUCAUCGGUGCUCGAUUGGCAAAGGCCGUAGAACAAGGCCAUACAUACAAAAUAUCGAAACGGUUCUUCUGGACUGAUGCUCGUAACGUUUUAUGCUGGCUGAACUCCGAUCAUCGAAGAUACAGCCAGUUCGUUGCCUUCCGUGUAAGCGAGCUGCUGGAGACAACGGAUCUUACUGAAUGGCGAUGGGUGCCAACCAAAUUAAACGUGGCCGACGAAGCCACAAAAUGGAAAUGUGCACCGAGUCUUAAGUAUGAUAGUCGUUGGUUCAAGGGCCCCGAAUUUCUGCUACAACCGGAAGAAAACUGGCCGAAGCUUCCAGCUUUAGAAUCCUCCAAGGAAGAACUCCGUUCAAAUUUUUUAAACCACCAUGACGUUGAUAAUUGGGUGGUUACACCAGCGAACUUUUCAAGUUGGAAGCGUUUGCUUCACACCGUGGCAUUUGUGAUGCGGUUCCCAAGAAAUUUGAGGAGAAUGAAAGCUGCAGAAACACCGACAGCUGGACCGUUGUCUGCGGAGGAAUUAACCGAUGCUGCAAAUUACAUCUAUCGCCGAGCUCAAGAGAAUGUCUACGGAGAGGAAAGAAAGUUGCUUGCUAAACCCAACCGUGCUAAUGGUACUCCGAUUCUUCCCAAAAGCAGCUCUCUAUACAAAGUCGAACCAUAUCUUGACGAUGCUGGGGUAAUGCGUAUGCGUGGUCGCAUCGGCGCGUGCGAUUUAAUUGAUGAAUCUACAAAACAUCCGGUUAUUCUUCCUCGAAAACAUCACAUCACCUCUCUAAUCAUCCAAAAAGCUCAUGAGGAAUUUCUUCAACAGUGUCAUCAGACUGUUUUGAACGAAAUCCGACGCAGAUACUAUAUACCGCGGUUGCGGACAGUGUACAGUAAAACUCGUCGGGAUUGCCAGAAGUGCAAAAUAAUGACAGCUAAGCCACAGCCUCCUCCCAUGGCCGACUUACCAAAGGCUCGUCUCGCCGCCUUUGUUAGACCAUUUUCAUACUUAGGUAUUGAUUACUUUGGUCCGAUGCAGGUGGUAGUUGGUCGCCGUGUCGAAAAGCGCUGGGGCGUACUAGCCACUUGUCUGACUACUCGAGCAAUUCACAUCGAGCUGGCUCAUUCAUUAACAACGGAUUCCUGCAUCAUGUGUCUGCAAAACAUAAUAGCGCGACGUGGGACUCCUGUCGAGAUCAUAAGUGAUCGAGGAACAAAUCUAAUCGGUGCAAGUAAAGAGCUAAAAGAAGCUUUAGGAAAGGUAGACAAGGAACGUUUAAUGAAAGAGUUCACAACCGAGAACCUCAAAUGGGUCUUCAAUCCACCUGCUUCCCCUCAUAUGGGGGGAAGCUGGGAAAGACUGAUACAAUCAGUGAAAAAAAUUUUGACCAGUAUUCUCCCGACCCAACGACUACCUACCCAUGAAGCACUCAGAAACGCUCUUGUUAUGAUAGAAAAUGUUAUUAAUUCACGCCCUUUGACCUACGUACCAGUUGACGACGAAGCAGCCCCGGCACUCACUCCAAAUAGUUUUUUGCUGGGAUCCACAGAUGGCUCAAAACCUUUAGUACUUCACGAUGACAGCGGUGUAGCUCUUCGAAGUGCCUGGAAAUCAUCACAAAUAUUGGCAAACAAGUUUUGGAAGAAAUGGCUAGAAGAGUAUCUUCCUGAAAUAACCAGGAGAAGUAAAUGGUUUACGGCCGGUCGUCAGAUCCAGAUUGGAGAUAUCGUGAUUGUUGUGGACCCAAGUUUCCCACGAAAUUGUUGGCCAAAAGGCAGGAUUAUCGCGACGAAGGUAUCCAAAGAUGGUCAAGUUAGAUCAGCGACGGUGCAGACAGCGGCAGGCAUUUACGAGCGCCCGGCAGUUCGUCUGGCAAUGCUGGAUGUAGGUGCAGAUAGAAGUGACCAGGAUCAGGAUCCAAUCACUGGGGGGGCUGUUGCGACACCCCUCGUGUAGCAACGCACCUUCAAACCAGCUAUAAGGUCUAACUGACACACUCAAACCUUGUUUUGAUCAAACCUUAAAAUUAGUUCGCUUAGUCGGUUGACAAGUAGAAAAAAUUACAAUAGAUAGUGGAAAAACGUGGCUUGAUUACUAAAGUGGUUUCUGAAUUCUUUAUAUCCAAUUUAUAAAUUUCUUUGAAUUACUGUAUCCUAUUCCGUUUGAAGCUUGAAGUAAGUUAGAAGAAUUCGAAUAAUAAUAAAUUAAUCGCUCAGGUGUAGGUUGAUUGAUUGUCUCCACUUAUAUUCCGUGAGGUCGUGCGAGAUACUCGAAUUUGAGGUAUUUUAUAUAAUAAAUGGCUCAAAAUAGCCUACUAAUUGUUGAUAUAUACAGGUGUACCUAUUCAGGUUCCAUUCAAUAUAGUUCAGGGAACGAAUGCAACGAAUUCCACGAAACCCACAAACGUAAGCAUAAUGUGUUUUAAAGUAAAAAUUGAAAAAAUAUAAUGUGGAAUCAUGAUGCCUACAUGAUGCUUGCCUAACAAAUGAUGAGUCCAUCAAGACGGCAUACUCAGCAAUUUAUUGCUAUUUAUGCAGAACGUCCUUGAAUGUACCGAGGAACUGGAAAACCGGAAUAGCCAAGCUAUUUCUGUUAGGGUAGUCACGAUUCACAUGUAUGCUGAAUUAAUUUUUCUUAAAGGAGCAGGGAAAAUAGGAAAAAGUACGAAGUCAAGAAAGUAUUGAAUUAGAAAAAAAAAUGUUUUAUUUUCAAAUGAAUGUGGGAAACAUAUGUGAAUAAAUAAUAAAGCCACAAAAGGGAAUAAAGAAAUAAUCAACGGGAAAUAAUUUUCAUUAUUGUAGUGCAGGAAUAUGAAAAAAAAAUUAAUCGAAAUCUUUUUCUUUUCUUUUCCGAGUUUUUUUUUGUGUUUUGCGAGUUUUUUUUCUCUCCACAUAGUGUAUUCGAAUGCGGAGCAACAGAACGGACAAGGGGGUCGACACCCGGAAUGAACGUGCUAGAGUGACGCAGAUGCAUUGAUGGGAGGAGAGGAAGACCGUACAACCCAAACCUCAACCUGGUCAAAAAAGGGGGAGGCGCACAGAACCUUACAUCGCAAUCUGACAGCCAUACAAGAACCUAGUCUUGAGACCGAACCAUCAAAUCGACUAGACCGUUGGCAACAAACCCAAGAGUAUGUUCGCAGAAUAUGGAAGCAGUGGCAGGCGGAAUAUUUAUCCGGUUUACAACCACGAACGCGAUGGACACGUCAACGUAACAACAUUGCGCAAAACACCAUGGUAUUGCUGAAGGACGACAAUCUUCCUCCACUCAAAUGGAGAUAUGGACGAGUUCUACAUGUUUUCAAGGGAACGGACAACAAUGUGCGUGUUGUAACAGUACGCACGAAGGAUGGUGAAUUUCGCCGAAGCAUCUCCAAGAUCUGCAUCUUACCUAUACAACAGCCUACGCAGUCAUCGAGUGGCAAGGCCACUGAAUCAGACGCAGAAAUAUAAAACGUCAACGAUCGCAGGAUACCAUCGCGCAACGCUGGGAGGUCUGAGGGCCUCCCAUCCGUGUAAGUCUUGUUAAUUUAAUAAAUUAUGAAAAAACUAAUAGAAUGUUCCAUCUUCCAUCGGUCGACGAUCGUUUGCUCCAACCCACAACCAAGAGCAACCCCCCAAUUGAGAACCAGGCAAUAAGGUGCUGCCCUGCUGAGGUGGAACUGUUGCUGAAAGGAUCAAUCAAUAUCAUCAGAGUAAACUGGAGCAGAUACACUUUUCAAUCUUCAUUCGCACAAAUCAGGAUCAUCGUCCUAAGGUUUAGGACCCGUGGAGGCCGGUUGCCUCCAUCCAGUUAAGUGUUGUUUUAAUGCUUCAUUACUGUUUAAAAAGCCGCUCAUGUUUUAUUCCAGUAUAAUCCAGCAACGACGAGCGACGGUACCAAGGGCUCCAGCGUUAAUGGCCUAGGACGAAGAAAAUCCACCGCUUGAUGAAUCCCGCUAACCAAACUGCCAAGGUCCAUUCAUAGGCAACCGAGUGUUCGGAGAAGGAGCCACACCCAGGAGACACACACGAUUUGAAGAAGGAGUCAAACCCAGAAGACGAUGAACCGAUGGAACCCGAAAUCACUUGCAAGCAGUAACCAGAAUAUGAAGAAAGGAGGAGAAGCAGAAUUUUAAACACUCAGUUACUAGAAAUGAAUUAAGAGGAACUGAAGUAUUUAGACAGAUAGAUAAUUUAGAAUUGAAUUGUUAAAAAGACGCCUUUUUAACGGUGGCCGGCAUAUUUCGCAAAACCCGAAGAAUCGCGGUUACACAGAUAAUAUGACACAAUUAUACACAUUUAUAUAAUAUUGAAAAAAAAAUAUAUCAAAACAUUUAGUACACUUACAGAAAACAAGCCUUACAAUCGAUUUUAGGAGAAACUCUUCUAGUUUCCCCUAAAACUCAUUGAGUAGGGGGAGAUGCAGCGACCCCAUAAUAACAGACGGGUUUAUUUACCCAAGUUUACGAUAGGGCCCGAUUGAUGCAAAAUAUAUACAUCUUUAUCGCACGAUCCUUAUUGCGGAUCGUGUAAAUAAGUUUCCGAUAAGGACGGGUCGAUCCCGAGCCUAAAUAAAUACAUCUCUCCUCGCACGAUCCUUAUUUGCGGAUCGUGUGAUUCAUAGUUCGUUUUAUUUAUUCUAAAAGAGUUUUAUGAUAGGGACAAAGCUAAUCGCAAGUUCGUUUUGUUUAUUGUAAAGGAAGACGAAAUAGAUAUACCAAACUUGGGUAUAGAGAGAUAGGCAGAAAUAGAAUAAAGUACAGGGAGUUCGUUUUUGGCUGUUAGAGGAAGAA